This is a messenger RNA of Chinchilla lanigera (long-tailed chinchilla), 986 nucleotides long. RefSeq names its product glycine N-methyltransferase (gene Gnmt). Gene Ontology annotation, molecular function: glycine N-methyltransferase activity; identical protein binding; glycine binding. The transcript has 6 exons. Gene Ontology annotation, biological process: one-carbon metabolic process; S-adenosylmethionine metabolic process; protein homotetramerization. The record is from RefSeq and is a predicted model, not a curated record. Gene Ontology annotation, cellular component: cytosol. The coding region runs from base 30 to 917 and encodes 295 amino acids. NCBI's taxonomy places the organism in Eukaryota, Metazoa, Chordata, Mammalia, Rodentia, Chinchillidae.
CGGGCGGCCGCGAUCGGGCAGAGGGCGCGAUGGUGGACAGCGUGUACCGCACUCGCUCCCUGGGGGUGGCAGCCGAGGGCCUCCCGGAUCAGUAUGCGGAUGGGGAGGCGGCACGCGUGUGGCAGCUGUACAUCGGGGACACCCGCAGCCGCACGGCCGAGUACAAAGCGUGGCUACUGGGGUUGCUGCGCCAGCAUGGAUGCCAGCGAGUGCUGGACGUGGCCUGCGGCACCGGGGUGGACUCCAUCAUGCUGGUGGAAGAGGGCUUCAGCGUGACGAGCGUGGACGCCAGUGACAAGAUGCUCAAGUAUGCACUGAAAGAGCGCUGGAACCGGCGGCGGGACCCAGCCUUUGACAAGUGGGUCAUUGAAGAAGCCAACUGGAUGACUCUGGACAAAGAUGUGCCCCGGCCAGAAGGUGGCGGCUUCGAUGCUGUCAUCUGCCUCGGGAACAGUUUUGCCCACUUGCCGGACUGCAGAGGGGACCAGAGUGAGCACCAGCUGGCGCUGAGGAACAUCGCAAGCAUGGUGCGGCCAGGCGGCCUGCUGGUCAUCGACCAUCGCAACUAUGAUCACAUCCUCAGCACAGGCUGCGCUCCUCCCGGGAAGAACAUCUACUACAAGAGCGACCUGACCAAGGACAUCACGACGUCAGUGCUGAUGGUGAACAACAAAGCCCACAUGGUGACCCUGGACUACACGGUGCAACUGCCGGAGGCCGGCCGGGAUGGCGCCCCGGGCUUCAGCAAGUUCCGGCUCUCCUACUUCCCACACCGCCUGGCGCCCUUCACAGAGCUGUUACAAGCAGCCUUCGGGGGCAAGUGCCAACACAGUGUGCUGGGCGACUUCAAGCCAUACAAGCCGGGCCAGGCCCAUGUCCCCUGCUACUUCAUCCACGUGCUCAAGAGGACGGAGUGAAUGUGGCCCCAGGAGCAGCAAGGUGGCCCCACCAAAUGGGGCAGAAACAAUACAACCUGUGCCUGUCAA